UAACGGUACCUCGGAAAAUGGAGGAGAUCAAAGCCAAAGGGGACACAUGCGAUAGAAGUUCUGUCACGAAAUCCACAUCAAAUUCACAGACUGUUUGUGGUGGCUGUUUGAGACGUAUGCGCACAUGGAUACCCAUCGAUUACAAAGAAGAAAUUGUACUCAUUUUAAAAUUGGCCGGACCUGUGUUCAUCUCCCAGCUUAUGAUCUUUCUGAUAAGCUUCAUAAGCACCGUGUUCUGCGGACAUUUAGGAAAGACGGAGCUGGCCGGCGUUGCUCUGGCCAUUGCUGUGAUCAAUGUUACUGGGAUUUCUAUUGGGUCUGGAUUAGCGUCGGCGUGUGACACAUUGAUAUCUCAGACCUUUGGGAGCAGCAACCUGAGGAGAGUGGGGGUUAUUCUGCAGCGGGGGAUCAUCAUUCUGCUCCUGGCCUGUUUCCCAUGCUGGGCCAUUCUCAUCAACACAGAGCCCAUCUUGCUGGCUGUCAGACAGAGUCCGGAGGUGGCCAGGCUCUCACAGCUGUAUGUGAAGAUAUUCAUGCCUGCGCUACCGGCAGCGUUCAUGUAUCAGCUUGAGGGACGGUAUCUGCAGAAUCAGGGUAUAAUAUGGCCCCAGGUCCUCUCGGGAGCAGCGGGAAACGUCCUGAAUGCACUGAUUAACUACAUCUUCCUGUACGUGCUGGACCUGGGAGUGGCAGGAUCAGCAGCCGCAAAUUCCAUCUCCCAGUACUCCCUGGCUGUGUUCCUGUUCAUCUACAUUCACUGGAAGGGCCUGCAUAAGGCCACGUGGGGAGGUUGGUCCAAAGACUGCCUGCAGGAGUGGGGUUCCUUCAUCCAGCUGGCCAUUCCCAGCAUGCUUAUGCUUUGCCUGGAGUGGUGGACCUAUGAGAUUGGAGGAUUCCUGGCAGGGCUGAUUAGUGAAGUAGAGCUGGCAUCGCAGUCUGUGGUGUAUGAGCUGGCCACCAUCGCUUACAUGUUCCCUCUAGGGUUCGCCGUGGCGGCCAGCGUGAGAGUGGGGAAUGCUCUGGGUGCGGGGAACUUGGAGCAGGCCAAGCUGUCCACCAAGGUGUCCAUAAUGUGCGCAGUUGUGGUCUCAUUCUUUGUGGCAGCAGUCAUCGGGGCUCUCAAGAACGUGAUUGGUUAUAUCUUCACAACUGAUGAGGAAAUUGUCAACAGGGUGAAAGAAGUCAUGAUCUUGUAUUCCUGUUUCCACAUCUUCGAUGCACUAGCGGCUGUAACAGGGGGUGUGGUGAGGGGGGCAGGGAGGCAAAUGAUCGGGGCUCUUUGUAACUUGGUGGGGUACUACUUUGUGGGCUUCCCCAUCGGCGUGACCUUGAUGUUCGCUGCAAAGAUGGGGAUCAUCGGACUGUGGACGGGUCUCUUCAUCUGUGUCUUCGUGCAGUCUGUCUUCUUCAUCAUUCUCCUGGUCAAACUCAACUGGAAGAAGGCCACUCAUGAGGCGCUGGUGCGUUCCGGGGUGCAGCCCCCUCCGUGUGAAGAGGAAAGAAGACAGCAGGUCUUCAGCCUGGAUAAGCGGGGCUCCUGUCAGGCCCUGGCUAUGGAGGCCCAGCUACCCGAGGCCAAUGAGAACCCAGAGGGGCGGAGUAAAGGUGAGGGUGAGGGCGUGGCAGCGGCUGGGGGCGGGGAGGCCUGCAGCACUGUGGGGGCGGUGCUGUCCACCAGGCAGCUGGUGCUGCGCCGGGGCCUGGCGGUCGUCGCAAUGGUCCUCAUCUUGGCUGCGGGCAUCAUCUGCAACAUCCUGCUAUCCAACCUCCUCAAAUGAGGCGCGAGUCGGGCAG
Molecule: messenger RNA, 1794 nt
Organism: Megalops cyprinoides (Indo-Pacific tarpon)
Lineage: Eukaryota; Metazoa; Chordata; Actinopteri; Elopiformes; Megalopidae
Product: multidrug and toxin extrusion protein 1-like
Exons: 17
Coding region: 18-1778 (586 amino acids)
Biological process (GO): xenobiotic detoxification by transmembrane export across the plasma membrane
Cellular component (GO): membrane
Molecular function (GO): xenobiotic transmembrane transporter activity; antiporter activity
Source: RefSeq, a predicted model, not a curated record